Cadophora gregata is the source of this 600-nucleotide messenger RNA. RefSeq lists its product as uncharacterized. The record is from RefSeq and is a predicted model, not a curated record. The coding region runs from base 1 to 600 and encodes 199 amino acids. The transcript has a single exon. Lineage: Eukaryota; Fungi; Ascomycota; Leotiomycetes; Helotiales; Ploettnerulaceae.
AUGGAAAGUCUCGAUCGCGUUGGAGAUGAGUCUGUGGAAGAUGUCUUCCUCCAAGAUGAUCAGCUGAGCUCAACCAUCGCAGAACAUGCGAGGCAAUGCCAGUCUCUUUUCCACAAGUACAUGGACAUGCCAGAUAUCGUGCCAGACCCUAGUAUCAUAGACGACCAACUUGCACGCUUUUCUCUGUGGGCAGCAAAUAUGGACGUGUUCGGGCCGCUCAAUGUCUCGCUUGACUACAGACUCCGGUACAGUCCUAUAUCCGCCGAUAUUAUACAUCAGCUCCUGAGCAUCAUAUGCGACGGCUUGCUGUCUCAUCAGUGUUUACUCCUACCCCCUUGGGUUGGAAUGAAGAUCAAAGUUAAUGGAACUCUGGAAACAGUGAAGCCAAUUGACAAUCGACCACAAUGUUCGAGCAGAAAGAAACAACGCAUAUCAGUGCAUGUCGAUGCCGGAGCCAUGAGGAAAGCCGACAGCGACACUGACGAUUCAAAGAGCGAUGUCGAUCCAGUAGAAAGGAACGUAUUGAACAUUACCGAGACAAUCGAUGGAACAUUGACGCGGCUUUUCCGUCUCCACAAUGCUGUUCGAAAAUCCGCUUAA